Messenger RNA from Vitis vinifera (wine grape), 1731 nucleotides. RefSeq lists its product as uncharacterized. The transcript has 3 exons. The record is from RefSeq and is a predicted model, not a curated record. NCBI's taxonomy places the organism in Eukaryota, Viridiplantae, Streptophyta, Magnoliopsida, Vitales, Vitaceae. Bases 1 to 1731 code for a protein of 576 amino acids.
AUGUCAGACGAGCUAGCUUCCACACUCGCUUCCAUUCAGGAGUUCAUGGCUGGAGUCAGUAGGCGCUUGGAUCAGAUAGAGAGUUCUCGCCAGGAUCCCCAGCCGGUUGGCAUGGUCAUUGAUGAGACAGUUCCUCAUGCAUCUCAGACAGCACAGACUCGUCCACCUGGGGUUUCACUUGGUACUCCGUUCCAUCUGGCAGAUCAUUAUGAGACCAUUCCACCACCUACUGUCACAGUGUCGCCUCCCAUGGUUCCUACUAUUGAGGAUACUCGGUUGGCCGAGCAGGAGGCCAAGGUUGAGAGGCUUGAGUCCAUGAUGAGACAGAUCAGAUUGCAGGAUGGAGGUUUGACUUGGGAUGACAGAGACGGCAUACCGGCGGCUAGCUUGCCCGCCAAGUUUCGCAUGCCGGACAUUGAGCGUUAUAGUGGGAUUGGUUGCCCCAAGAUCCACUUGAGACUAUACAGCACAGUCAUGAGAGCACAUGGGAUAGAUGAUGCACAGUUGGUGGCCCUCUUCCCGAUGUCACUUAGUGGAGCAGCUCAGAGAUGGUUUGCUUCAGUUGAGCCUUCGAGACUCCGCACCUGGGAGGACGUGGCUCGUGAGUUCUUGACUCAGUUCGCUUUCAGUGCUGAUAUUGAUGUAUCCAGACGAGAGUUGGAGGCCACUAGACAGAGGCCAGAGGAGUCUAUUUCUUCAUUUGUCACUCGUUGGAGGGCAAAAGUGGCUGGUAUGGUAGACCGGCCUAAGGAGCAGGAUCAGAUUGAUAUGGUUCUUCGGAACCUACAGCCGAGGUUCGCGAGACGUCUUGUGGGUAUCCCAUUUCAGGAUCUCAGGAGUUUGGUUCAGGCAGCUUUCAGUGUUGAGGAGGCCAUUGCUCGAGGAUUAUGGACAGAUACUACUUCUUCCCCUGACAGUAAGGGGAAGAAGCUGAUUGGACCAUUGGGUAGAUCUGGAGAGGUUGGCGCUAUUAGUUAUCAGCAUCGGAGGCCCGCGCAUCACUCAGCUUAUAGGCCUCCUACAGUCAGAGCUCCUUUCUCUCUUCCACAGUAUCAGUAUCAGCCAGAUUAUGUUCAGGAGCCUUACAUUGCUCAGACUAGCAUGCAGCCACGACCUUCGCAUCCGAGAGCCGCUACUCACCCGCCACCCAGACCAUAUGCACAGAGGCCCGCGAGACAGUUCACUCCGUUGGGUAUGACUUUGACUAGAGCUUUUGAGAAGCUCAGAGACGCUGGAGUGAUUGUUCCUUUGGCGCCGAGGCCUUUGCCCCAUCCUAUUCCUCCUCAUUUCCGUUCACAUGAGCACUGCUUGUAUCAUCGGAUUCCGGGGCACGAUACUGAGCGUUGUUCAGCACUCCAUCAUGCGAUACAGGACUUGAUCGAUUCGGGGUUGGUCGACUUGGCUGGGCCAAAUGUGACCGCCAAUCCCCUGCCUACGCAUUCCACACAUGCAGAUGAGGACUUGGGUCAGUCGGCAUGGGUACAUCACUUGGUAGCAGUUCAGUUCAGAGCAUUUCUCAUUUUGAUUAUGCAUGGUGUCAUGACACAUGGUCCUGUUUGGCAUUACCCAUUUGAGGUUGGACAUUUUCAUUACAUGAUGGAUGAACAUAUUUCAGAGUACAGUGGUUUGGAGGCAUUUUGCAUCUCUGUCUGUUUAUCAUUGCAUACUGGGGCAUACCCCCUCUCCGAGAACAUCGGACCUUCCACAGGUUUCAUUCACUUUUCGAUCUAG